GAUUAGAUUCUUGGUUAGAAAACAAGAAAUGACAGGAAAGCUACACACAGAAGAGGAGAACAGGGAUUGCAGAGAGACCCGAGUUAAAUUGUUAAGUUUGGUGACGCUUAUUUUUACUAUACUGACACAAAACGAUUAUUUCACUUGUGAGAUAACCUCUGACGACGUCACCCGACAUUCAAUCUACCUCAGCAGCUCCAGUUGGGAAACAGAAUUAGAUUCCAGCCGGCACUCUACCUCUAACAUCAUCCCUCCAACAUGAGCGAUGAUGAGGAGAGACACAGCCAUGGAGCCAGGCAGGCCCCCAACGUCAAACCCAAACUCACCCAGACAGAGAGGAACAGCAAGGAGGACACGUGGAAGAAGGUUAGGCCUGCUAAAGUGAGGAGAUCAAGGAGUACCGACUCGGAGAGGGGGGAAAGAGGCAGGAGGAGAGAACGAGACAGCAGGCACCAGGGAGAGGGGAGGCAGCGGGGAAGGAGUGAGGAGGCCCGGAGGAAGGUGAAACCCCCUGAAGAUGAUGUGCAGGACACUGAGUGCGCUGUGUGUUUCUGCACAUACGAUAACAUCUUCAAGACCCCAAAGCUGCUGGUGUGCGGGCACACCUUCUGCCUGGAGUGCCUUGCUCGCAUCAACGUGACCUCUCCUGAGAUCAAGACCCUGUGCUGCCCCAUAUGCCGUGAGCUGACCAAGCUCCCCCACGGCCAGGACCUGCCCCGCCUGGGCAACAAUGAGAACAUCAUAAGCAAACUCCCACCAGACAUGCAGAGGGCACUGUCCAUCCGCUUCAAGCGUGGCAAGGGCAAACUGCUCCUGAAGAACCCUCCUCCCAGCAGCCCGAUCAAUUUUAACAUCCUCAGCCUGCCUAAAAAGAGCCACGAUGGCCAGGUGACAGCAGGUGGUGACCUCCACUUGAAUGCCAUGGAGCAGGGAAUAGCCCUGCCCACUGUGGUGAACGUAGGCAGGCCUCCAAACAGGGUCAGAGGUCGCAUGCGCAGGUUGUUCCGCUCGGACCGGUGCUACUACGCCGUGGUGGCGUCCAUCAUCACCAUCACUGUGGCGCUCAUGCUGGUAGGGAUUCUGGCCUUUGUGAUUAUACCGAAUGUGAUUGGACCAAGGCCUGCAGGGUCACAUGGUACCACAAAUACAGGCAGUCCAGAAACUAGACCCUGAAGGGGACACGGGACAGGCUGUGGAGAUGAGACUUAAGGGGAGAAAGAGAAUAUGAUUUCUUCUGAUUCUCAGUGAUCAUUUUACUUGCUUUUGUUCUAUUGGUGAAGGAAAACUUAAUCACUGGAACACAUUCAGGCCAAUUCAGUGAAGCGAAGGAAUGAAGGAAAACAAGGGCACCGACAUUUUUUUUUAAACGAAGGACACACCGACUCAACUCAACUUGACAACAGGGAGAACAGGGCAAACCUGCACGUUUUUGGUUUUUUUGCUCUUUUCUGAACAUGUUUGUAAUUACUGUGAAAGCCAAAUAUAGCCUACUAUAUAUUUUUUUUUUUAAACUGAUAAGCUGUAAAUGUUGAAUUGCACUAAACAUUGUAAUGUAAAGACUUGAGUAUCGUUUAAUUGCAUCAGGCUGAUUUCCAUAACCAGUUUAAGGUUUCUAGCUCCUACAACUUUUGUUCAUAAAUAGCCAUGGAUGAUUUAUAGGCUAUAUACGGUAAGUAUUUUCUUUUUCCACUUAGAAGAAGGGAUUUUAUUCCUCACCUUAUUUUUGAGACUUAAAGCUCAUGGUUCAGUAUUUUCAAAACAUAUGGUAACAACUUGAUUCCUAUACACAUGUAUGUGUUCUUCUUCUCUGUGUGUACAUAGUGGGGAUUUUCUGUCCAUUUUCGUGACACUUCCCACGUCCCAAGUAAAAACAGAUUAUUUACA
Sander lucioperca (pikeperch) is the source of this 1884-nucleotide messenger RNA. It is a transcript of the gene rnf183, whose product is annotated as ring finger protein 183. Gene Ontology annotation, molecular function: ubiquitin protein ligase activity. Gene Ontology annotation, biological process: protein ubiquitination. Lineage: Eukaryota; Metazoa; Chordata; Actinopteri; Perciformes; Percidae. The transcript has 2 exons. Bases 259 to 1173 code for a protein of 304 amino acids. The record is from RefSeq and is a predicted model, not a curated record.